ACUACUGCACCUGCAGAUCACGCAAGCACCUUCCUGCCUGAAUCAAGGAAGUAGAGCAGAGGGAGGCUGUUCAGCAGCAUAACAGCCCCCCUCGGUUACAGCAGCACAGAGCAGAGGGAGGCUGACAAGCACAGGAAGCACAGUUACUGCCCCCAACGUUAUUAAAGCAAAUUGAACGACACUGCGGUAAAAGGACACUCUCGGACACUUUGAAGACGAUGGAUCUCUCUGCACUUAACCCUUUCCUGCCCGGCCAGACAGAGAAGUUUGCCACAUUCCUGGACAAAGCAGUUGGGCUGCAGUGAACGAAGCCUCUUAAUGUUUCAUUUUACAGACCGAAGUCACGGUGAAAGCUGUGCUGUACACUAAAGGGUCUCUGUUUGUUUGUGUUUUAUCUCAGCAAGGGUUUAUAUUUCGAGGAUUUCCAACACGCUAAGGUGAACCCGCUCCCACGCCCCUCAUCCUGUGAUGUUUUGUCUGAUAUUUUGCAGUGAAUUUGAAACUGGUGAUAGAAUUCUGAGGUUUGAUUCUGAGGUCAAACAAAGGCGUCAGCCUCAGCCUUGACCUGACUUUGUUUCUUCUCAGCUUUACCUUGGCAUUGCGACUGAGCGUUUUGAAGUUCUGAUUGAAGGACAUUGAUCCGUGUGCUGUGGGCAGCUGGCCCAGCUAUACUGGUUUGACUGGAACUGCCUGUUUUCUACCCCGGACUGUCAUGUGUUUCAGCUUUUGCUUGUUAAAGAAACCGUUAAUAAACCAGUAGAGAGUGCUGGAUAACCAUGUAUUUGCUAAGUUGUCUCUGUUGUAUUUUGGGGUAUGUCUCAGUCACUGAAUUGCAUUGUACAGCCUUACUUACAAACCACCAAUUAAAAACCAGUAAGAACAUAAGAAAGGUUACAAACGAGAGGAGUCCCCAUUCAGCCCAUCUUGCUCGUUUGGUUGUUAGUAGCUUAUUGAUCCCAGAAUCUCAUCAAGCAGCUUCUUGAAGGAUCCCAGGGUGGCAGCUUCAACAACAUUACUGGGGAGUUGGUUCCAGACCCUCACAAUUCUCUGUGUAAAAAAAGUGCCCCCUAUUUUCUGUUCUGAAUGCCCCUUUAUCUAAUCUCCAUCUGUGACCCCUGGUCCUUGUUUCUUUUUUCAGAAACAGCCCCCCCCUCCUCUCUCCCUCUUCACACUACAAUGUGUCUCUGAUUAAAGUGAGGAAUCACAACUAGAAUAUUUGUUUCAGGUACAGUUGUAAAUAAGUUGUGUUCAUCAUGCUGCUAAGUUUCUUCUCCUAGUAGGGAAUCCCAUGUGGAAUUUUUCAAAGUUACUUAGAUCUAAUCUAAGUAAGUUUUGCUGCUUUUCUAAACUAAGUGUUGCUAUAGUCAGUAAAUUUGAAACAGCCUGAAACCUGGUUGAGGAGGCAGGUAGAAUCGGGUCCAGAACCCUUUUGAAAAUCAGCUGGACUGAAAGUUCUUUUUAAAUGGGUCAAAUUUACUGUUAAAAACAAAACUGCUUGGAGCUAGGGGCCAGUUUCACAAAGCACUGACCGCACUUUCAAAAAAACAAACAAACAAUGUUUUAAGACAGAACGACAAAGUUUAGUAGAAAUCCACUCAGCGAGUCUGCAUGAUUAAAUGUAUUAUUUUUUAAAAUUAUGUAUUGGAUUUAGCAGACUGCUACCUGGUCUUGCUUUGUGAAACCAGCCCCAGGAGAUUGAAAUGUUACCAAGAGACUUCAAUCUAAUGAAAGCACUAAGCUGAUGCGUGUGUGGUGCUGGGUUCCGGUUGUCAGCGAGAUCUUGAACAGGAAAUGGAAAUGCAUAUAUAUCUGUGUCGAGCUGCACCACAGAUGCACAAGCAAGCACCGUUUCAUCAGCAGAGAGCAGAGAAUCGUGGCUGUCAGCAAAGGGAAAUACCAGAGUUACAGAGUGAUGGAGCGGGGAACAGCACUGGUACUGACUGUGCUACUUCUCCGAGGGUUUGAGUGCAGCGGGGAGGCCAGCACUGGUGUGCGCUGCCUCAUCCAUGACGAGGACUACACUGAGUGCACCUGGAAGGAGACGGGCAGGCCAGACCGCAACUACACCUUCCAGAGCAGGUACAGGACAGGCGCUGAGUAUGCAGAGUGCCCGAGUUACACCCAGGUGGAGGGCUACAAUGUGGGCUGCAGACUGGAGUACAACUCCCACAUGCGCUUUGCAACUUUCCAAGUGCAGCUGUCCUCAGCCAACAACACGGCCAUCUGGAACAAAGACAUCAACCUGAAACCAUUAGUGAAACUGUACUCCCCAGUAAACCUGACCGUGGACAACAGCAGCAGCAAUGGUCUGUACCUGUACUGGAACACCAGCAUGAGCAAAUCCCAGUGCCUGGAGUCCAUAGUGAGGUAUAGAAGCAGCACGGACUCUGCCUGGCAGAACUCCCCAACAUUUACUUCUCAGAGGUACUUUAACUUGCCCUUUGCCGAUGCUGAAGAGCUGUAUGAGUUCCAAGUGAAGGUCAGGAUCAAUGAGUUCUGUGGCGCAUCUGACUACUGGAGUGACUGGAGCCAGCCUGCGUACUGGGGGAGCAAUGCCACCAGUAAAGACACAGACAUUCACUUCAGCUUCAACCCCUCUGUGGUCAUCUAUCCCAUCAUGGGCUCAGCCGUGCUGCUCAUCCUCGCCUGCUGUCUGAUCCACAAUGAACGACUGCGCAUCAUCCUGGUGCCUGUCAUCCCCAACCCUGGGAAGAACUUCGAGGAACUCUUCAACAGCUACGACGGGAACUUCCAGGAGUGGCUUCAUGUUUCCAAGGACAUCGUGGACGGAUUCAAGCCUAACUUCUCCGAGCCGGUGUGCACAGUGAAGGAGCGGGCGGGGAGCAUGUCUAAUAGCUGUGGGGGCCCGGGGGGGUCCGUGAGAUCAGACUGCUCUCUCCUCAUCCCCGAAGACGACCCGGACUGCGUCUCCACCAGCAGCGCCUCCUCCAGCUCCACCCUACCGGCCCCCCCCUACGAGGUGUAACCAGGGCCCCCCAACCAGCCACCUCAGCCCCCUGGGGAAGGGUGGAGCGCCACCCAACCAUUCACACAUGCGUCCCUCAUUCACCUCGCAGUGUUGCUUCACUUCAUAUCGGUUCAGUACUCUCCUCAUGCGGUUCAGGGAUCUCUGCUCAGAUCCCAGCGGGCUCUCUGUUGCUCUUGUCACUUGGUUCUUAGUCACACAGAGAAGGCAUCGAUCUGAGCUGCAGCAGCUUGGCUCAGCCAUACAGGCUACCAUCUGGUAAUUGCAGAUCAGCAAGCCUCACUUGAUACAAUGCAGUAGAGGCGUUCGUAUCCAUGCACGUUUCAAAUGACCUCUAGCACACUUCUCAUCUGAGAUCUCGGGCUGUUCUAACUUGCACAGCUCCUAUGGUUUGUACUGAAAGGUAUUCAGUUUUCAGGAUGAAACUUUUUGAUACGGUUUAAAAGGAGUUUGUUUAUAGUAGAUGCUCCUAAGUUUUUUUUUUUUGUUUUAAUUUGAUUAAGUUGUUUGUAUUGGUUGUGUUCAUUUGAAUUUGUGUUUUUAACCUUCUUAACCAGAGCUCCCUUGAAAAGAUAUUGUAAUCUCAGUGGGACUUUCUCCAGAGCCGUGUGUGUGUGUGGUCAGAGGGAAGAUUGACAUGCCUUUGGAAUGCAGGUGGAGGCUGUGCAGAAACGCGGACUGGACCAGCCCUCGAGGAGCAGGGCUGAGGAGCUCGGGAGGUACCAGCCACUUUCCUCACUGUGGUCUACAGCAGUAAUUUAUGUACUUAGAAAAUGAAGGAAAAGCACUAUCUGAGCAUGUCCUUGCUGCUGCGUUAAGACUGCUGUCUACAUUCUGCUCCGCUUAUGAAUAUUAUAUUGUUUGCUGCCAAAAAAAAAUGAUACGUUUUUAGGAUUUCAUGUUCUUGUGUGUCGUUUCAACUAGGGUUAAUGUCGAAUGCUGUUAUUAAAAUGUUUAGAAUGUGUAGCGCUCCAUAGCCUUUGUGCAAAUACACACAUAUAUAUUUUUAUAUUUGUUAAGUUUUGUAAAAGCUGCAUAAUCAAAUAAAACAUAUUCUUUUUUUAAACCCAA
Acipenser ruthenus (sterlet) is the source of this 4057-nucleotide messenger RNA. Its product is annotated as UDP-N-acetylglucosamine transferase subunit ALG13 homolog. Gene Ontology annotation, cellular component: external side of plasma membrane. NCBI's taxonomy places the organism in Eukaryota, Metazoa, Chordata, Actinopteri, Acipenseriformes, Acipenseridae. Bases 1742 to 2986 code for a protein of 414 amino acids. The transcript has 10 exons. Gene Ontology annotation, molecular function: cytokine receptor activity; protein binding; hexosyltransferase activity. The record is from RefSeq and is a predicted model, not a curated record. Gene Ontology annotation, biological process: dolichol-linked oligosaccharide biosynthetic process; cytokine-mediated signaling pathway.